AUGUCCAAGGGUCGUGUUUGUCUCGCCUAUUCCGGUGGACUUGACACGUCUACGAUUCUUGUCUGGCUGAUCCAGGAGGGAUACGAGGUGAUUGCUUUUUUGGCCGAUGUGGGUCAAAUCGAGGACUUUGCUGCCGUCGAGAAGAAGGCUCUUCAGCUCGGCGCCAAAGCCUUCGUUUGCGAAAACCUCCAGCGUGAGCUCGUGGACGAAGUCGUAAAGCGAGCUAUCCAGUGCAAUGCCGUCUUUGAGUCUCGGUACCUUUUGGGCACAGCACUUGCUCGCCCUGUGAUCGCCCGCAGCCAAGUUCGAGUCGCAGAAAAACACGGUUGCCAAUACUUAUCGCAUGGCUGCACUGGAAAAGGAAACGACCAAAUUCGCUUUGAGCUGGCUUUCCAUGCGCUCAACCCUAACAUUGAGGUUAUUGCCCCAUGGCGACUUCCCGCUUUCGUCGAGCGUUUCAAGGGUCGCAAUGACCUGCUUAAGUUCGCCGCUGAGAACGGAAUCCCCGUUAGCUCUACGCCCAAGGCCCCCUGGUCAAUGGAUGAGAACAUUGUUCACAUCUCCUACGAAGCGGGAAUUCUGGAAGACCCCGAGACGACUCCCCCGAAGGAGCUUUGGCUUCGUACUAAGGACCCCAGGGAUGCGGCUGAUGAGCCCGUCGAAUUCAGCAUUCACUUCGAAAAAGGUGUCAUCUCUAAGGUUGUCAUCGGCCAGGAGGAGAUUACCGACUCCGUUGAGUCCUUCAAAGCCCUCAACAAGAUUGGAGGCGAUGCUGGUGUCGGACGCAUUGACAUCGUUGAGAACCGUUUUAUUGGACUAAAGUCCCGAGGUUGCUAUGAAUCGCCAGGCCUCACGCUGGCCCUGGCGGCCCAUUUGGACCUCGAGGGUCUCGUCAUGGACUCCCGAGUGCGAGAACUCCGGGAUCAAUUCGUCAGUCUGAACUGGGCACGCCAGCUUUAUAACGGCAUGUACUUCAGCCCUGAACGCGAGUUCAUCGACAACUCUAUUGAGUUCUCUCAGCGUAAUGUUUCUGGAAUUGUGCGACUGUCUGCCUACAAGGGCAACGUGACUAUCUUGGGCCGUUCCAGCCAGUCAUCCAACUUGUACUCCCAGGAGGAUGCUUCUAUGGACUCUCUCGAGGGCUUUUCCCCGAUGGAUACCUCUGGUUUCAUUGCCAUCCAGGCUAUGCGCCUCAAGAAGUACGGCGAGCAGAAGCGAAAGGACGGCGCACCUCUUAGCCAGUCCUAA
Messenger RNA from Trichoderma aggressivum f. europaeum, 1248 nucleotides. RefSeq lists its product as uncharacterized. Gene Ontology annotation, cellular component: cytoplasm. Gene Ontology annotation, molecular function: ATP binding; argininosuccinate synthase activity. The record is from RefSeq and is a predicted model, not a curated record. Lineage: Eukaryota; Fungi; Ascomycota; Sordariomycetes; Hypocreales; Hypocreaceae. The transcript has 13 exons. The coding region runs from base 1 to 1248 and encodes 415 amino acids. Gene Ontology annotation, biological process: L-arginine biosynthetic process; urea cycle.